CGAGCGGAAGAGACGCUUGCUGGACACAUUGCAUCACCAUCAUAACUUAAUAAGACAAUAGCAGGACCGAACAAACAGACUGACACCGUGUUUAAUAAAUAUAUCCACUUCAAUUGCUUCCCUUCUACUUCCACCCAGUUUUCCACAGCAGUGAAAAAGCUCGUCCCUUUCCGUAGUCUCUUUCUCAUAAAUACUGCACCAACUCGACCAAUCCUCACGAAUACCAUUCCGUCUUCUUCCUCAUCUCAAUCCUUCGUCUUCCCAGCCAAUUGCUAGCUGGAUUCUUACCCGAACCAUUUCUGGAGUUCCCAGUUCCCAUCAUAAUGAAUGGCAGGAACAGUCUUCCUUUCUUCUUUGCCGUUCUUCAUUUCGGAGUCUUGAUAAAGCUCUCUCUCUGUCUCUCCCCGGAUGGCCUGUCGUUGCUCUCUCUUAAAUCUGCCGUGGAUCAGCCGUCGGGCGGCUAUGAAGCUUUCUCCGACUGGAACGAGAACGACACUACGCCGUGCCGUUGGACCGGCAUUUCCUGCAUGAAUGUCUCGGGGUUCAGCGAUCCACGCGUCGUUGGGAUUUCCAUCGUAGGGAGGAAUCUGAGGGGGUAUAUACCGUCUGAGCUCGGUUCCCUGGCCUAUCUCCGGCGACUCAACCUCCACAACAAUAACUUCUACGGCUCCUUACCUUCCCAGCUCUUCAACGCCACCUCGCUGUACAGUAUCUUCCUUUACGGUAACAAUCUCUCCGGUUCCCUUCCACCGUCUAUCUGCAACCUCUCCGGGCUCCAAAACCUCGAUCUUUCAAAUAAUUCCCUCUCCGGACCAAUCCCCAAUGAUCUAAAGAAUUGCAAGCAGUUGCAGCGGAUGAUUCUCGCGAGGAAUAAGUUCUCUGGAGAGAUUCCGACGGGAAUUUGGACGGAAAUGCAGUACCUGGUCCAAAUCGAUCUCUCGGAGAACGAUCUCAACGGAUCGAUUCCGGAAGAUAUCGGCAAUCUUAGCUCUCUCUCCGGCACGCUGAAUCUCUCGGUCAAUCAUCUGUCGGGCAAACUCCCAGAAUCGCUUGGGAAUUUAGCUGUGACAGUGAGUUUCGAUCUCCGAAACAAUAAUUUCAGUGGCGAAAUACCUCAAACGGGGUCGUUCGCGAACCAGGGACCCACCGCGUUCCUCAUGAAUCCUCUGCUCUGUGGGUUUCCUCUGCAAAAAACGUGUCCCGAUUCCGAGGCUGAGAGUCCAAAAUCGGCCCCGAAAGCUGAAAAUAGAACAAGAAAAGGUCUAAGACCCGAUUUGAUCAUACUGGUAUCCUUAGCUGACGCAGCUGGAGUUGCAGUCCUCGGCGUAGUAAUUGUUUUCGUAUACUGGAAAAAGAAAGGCAACUCAAAUGGUUGUAGCUGCACAGGGAAAAGAAAACUCGGAGGAAACCAGAAAACGCGGUUAUGUGCUUGUACUUGCGUGUGUGCCAAAGGCUUCAAAGACGAGGAUUCUGAAAUGGAGGACGGAGAGAAAGUAGAGGGAGGGGAAGGAGGAGAGCUGGUAGCGAUUGACAAAAGGUUCACGUUCGAGCUAGACGAGCUGUUGAGGGCGUCGGCGUACGUGCUCGGGAAGAGCGGGUUUGGGAUAGUAUACAAGGUGGUGCUGGGGAAUGGGAUCCCAGUGGCGGUGCGGAGGCUGGGAGAGGGAGGCGACCAGCAGAGGUACAAGGAGUUUGUGGCGGAGGUACAGACCAUUGGGAAAAUCAAGCACCCCAACAUUGUGAGGUUGAGAGCUUAUUAUUGGGCUCCCGACGAGAAGCUUCUGAUAAGCGAUUUCAUCUCCAAUGGCAACCUGGCUUCUGCUCUUCGCGGGAGAAAUGGUAAGCCUUCAACGAGCCUGUCAUGGUCUACCAGGCUGAAGAUUGCAAAGGGAGCAGCCCGGGGCUUGGCCUACCUCCAUGAAUGCAGUCCAAGAAAGUUUGUGCAUGGUGACAUCAAACCAUCUAACAUCCUCCUCGACAACGAAUUCCAAUCCUACAUUUCUGAUUUUGGCCUCAACCGAUUGAUCAGCGUCGCCGGCAUCAACAAUCCCUCUUCAUCGGGUGGCUUCAUCGGCGGUGCUCUGCCUUACCAGAAGUCCGUCCAAACCGAGCGUGUCCACAGCUACAGAGCCCCCGAGGCACGCAUCCCCGGCAACAGACCCACCCAGAAAUGGGACGUGUAUUCUUUUGGAGUUGUGCUGCUAGAACUACUUACCGGGAAGCCGUCAGAGAUUUCUCCUACCACUUCGACUUCAGUGGAAGUCCCAGAUUUGGUGAGGUUGUCGAGGAAGGGAUUCGAAGAAGGAAAGCCACUCUCUGACAUUGUAGACCCAAUGUUGCUGCAAGCAGUUCAUGCCACUAAAGAGGUGCUUGCACUGUUCCAUGUGGCGCACGCUUGCACAGAGGCAGACCCCGAGGUUCGGCCUCGAAUGAAAAAUGUGUCGGAAAAUAUUGGCAGGAUCGGAACGUGAAGCAAGUGAUCUAGACCUUAUCAAUGCCCAUUGACUCAUUUCAUUGGUAUCAA
Molecule: messenger RNA, 2524 nt
Organism: Juglans regia (Persian walnut)
Lineage: Eukaryota; Viridiplantae; Streptophyta; Magnoliopsida; Fagales; Juglandaceae
Product: receptor protein kinase-like protein ZAR1
Exons: 2
Coding region: 324-2471 (715 amino acids)
Biological process (GO): protein phosphorylation
Molecular function (GO): ATP binding; protein kinase activity; protein binding
Source: RefSeq, a predicted model, not a curated record